AUGGGGCGGACCCUCAUCCCCCGGCUCUUAGCUGCUAGCCGGAGCAUGUGUGGUGGACCGAGUACGGGUGAAUCCCCAGCGGACCCGGCGUCCCAGCGAUCCAGCAUCGAUCCAAGCGGCCCCCAGCCAGGCCAGCGCAGGCCAGGGGAUCCAAGCAACAACCAGAAAGCAAGUAGGAAAGCAAACCAGGCUGAGGUACCGACGGUACCGCAUACCGCAUACCGCACCCUCGCCGGUGCUGUCAGAGACGUUGUCCCUAGCUGUCACUCGCGAUCAUCGUUCUGUUCUCUUGUCCCUCCUUCCCGUCCAUCCAUCCCUCCCUCGCUCCCUCCACCCAUCUCAUUCAUUCCGAACCGUCCACCCAUCCACCUCCUCGAUCAGUCCAGCAAACAAGCCCGGCCGGACAGCCAGACAACCAGAAAGCCAUACAACAAUCAGCCAUCCACCCAACCAACACGCUUGCUCGCGGCUCGCCCUUCUCCCUUCGCUUCCUCUACCUACUUCUACCUCUGCCUUACCUCUCUCCCCUCCCCUGUCCGGCUGCCCACCUCCGUCGCUCCUCCUUCCUCUCUGACUCGCUCGCCCCCUCGUCUCGCUGCGUUGGUCUUGGGCCAUCCCGUGUCCCGCGUGUCCCCCUCCGCCCGCCGCCCGCGCCGCUUGCCCAUACCUGACCUCGGCGUGGUGGCACCUCGCUCAACCUCACCGUGCGCUCGCGCCCGCCCUGCGACCGCUGCGACCACUGCGACCACUACCGCUGUAGUCCGUUCCGCUACCGCUACCGCUCAACUACCGCCGCGGUUUCGCCUUGGCUGGCGCUGGUGUGCUGCGCGCCGUACAUUAACUACGGCGCCCCCCUUCCUGCACCCCAUCUCCCUACGCCGGGACACUUCACCUCGCACCACACCCGCCCGCUGCGACUCUGUCGCGCUCACGCACAAGCACACUCACACCCUCUGCACUCUGCCACGCCCACUCUGCCACGCUUCCCACGCCCUCAUCCCGCGCUACUUCUUUCCCAUCGCCUCUCCAUCAUCGCCCUCAAGCAAGCGUCGUCCUGCCUAUCUUCACGAUCGUCGCAUUCGGCCCCAGAUCUUCUUGAUCCAGCGAAUUAGGUCUCGUUCCAGCGCAUGCACCCCAUCACUGGGUAACGACCGCCAGCCAGAGUGCACCGCCAGCAGGCGCAUCGACAGUCGCGUUCCUCACUGCUCAACAUUCCAACCGCGCAAUCCCUUACCCGACCUCAACCACCACGACGGCCCGGCUACCACUACGACGUCCACCGUAACAACCUCGCCCGCCACCGCUGCCACCGCCACCGCCUUCGGUGCCAUGGCCACGCCGGGUUUCCUACCCCCUACGCACGCCCUCCGAUCUGUCAUGCCCGCUCCAGCUCUCUACCCUCCAAGCAUGCUGUUCGAUCGCGAAGCCGCAAAGCCCGUCGGCACCCCCUUCUCCCACUCUCCCUCGCCCAUGGUUCGCGUCUUGAUCCGUCGCCUACCCUUGAACACCUCGGAGGAGUCUCUGCGACUCAUGGUUGUCUGGUCCCAGGAACUAGCCGACGUUGAGCUGUUGCCCGUCGAUCAGUCUGAGGAUGCGGGCUUCCGAUCAGCAGUCUUGAGAUUCCGAACCAUGGGAGGUGCGCGCGAAGCUAAGAACAUGCUCGACGGCCGCUCCAACAUCUCAAACGAUGCCGAAAUGAUUGUCGAGAUUCUCUCCAGCAGUCCCGUCUCAGCACGUCGUUAUCCCACCGACUCCGUGUCGGCCAACCCGUCCAGUUCCGCCUCAUCAACCGCUUCUUCUGGGCCUGGGUCUCGACAGGCCUCCCGGUUCAAUGCUGCCUUUCAAUCGCUUGAGAACAUGUCCCCCCCAGCAAAUGGAUCAUAUCCCGGCCACGAGCUGCCGAACCCUGACAUGAGUGCCCAUUAUCAGAACCUCUUCUCUCCGCAGUCACCCAUCGGCAAUUAUCUCUCUGAGCCCCAGAGGAUAUCCGGAAAGUCGCUCAUUGCCAACGAUUCUACCGACGACGACGAGACUAGCGAUCUUUUGAAAGACCCGGUUGCCUACGCCGAACACGGGGCAACAAGCCAGAGACGAGCAACCGCGCCCCAGAUUCCCAUCAGUAGAAUGGCUGGUCUAAGCCUGAACACCAACAGCCAACCGCAACCAGGGUCUUCAUCGCUGCCGCCAUAUAUCACCGCCAUGUCGGCGCACCCCGGCCCCAUGUCCCCAAUGAAUGGAUCAAGCCCUGGUGUUGCUUACCCGAUGAGCAGCCAGCCCUACCAACGACACAAUUUCCCGCCCGUCAACCCCGCCGACCAGAACCCGCCCUGCAAUACGCUCUACGUGGGCAAUCUCCCGAUCGACACUUCAGAGGAGGAGCUCAAAGCCAUGUUUUCCAAACAGCGAGGCUACAAGCGUCUCUGCUUCCGUACCAAGCAGAAUGGGCCCAUGUGUUUUGUUGAGUUUGAGGAUGUGUCAUUUGCGACUAAGGCGCUACAUGAGCUUUAUGGGCAGCUCUUGCACAAUAGCGUGAAAGGCGGCAUUCGACUAAGUUUCUCCAAGAACCCUCUAGGAGUCAGAUCCGGGCAGGCUCCUGGACAAAGCAACUCUGCCACCCUCGCAGGCAUGAAUGGCAUAAUGGCUGCCGCAGCCAACGGAUUCGCAACGGCCAAUGGCCCUCCUCCUGGACUCUCAGCCCCUCCUGGUCUCGGAUCUGGCCGUGGAAACUACCAUGGGCCAUCGCCCUUGAAUGCUGGGCAUGGCCAUCAUUACGCCGUUGCCACCUUCCCAGGGGCCGCGGCCAACGGCUGGGGCGGGCCUGUGUAUGGCGGCCAGAUGGCGGCACCCCCAAAUGGAGUUCUCAAUAACGCACCAGCAAGCUUUCUUCCUCCACAUAUGAUGGGGAGGUAA
This is a messenger RNA of Ilyonectria robusta, 2910 nucleotides long. RefSeq lists its product as uncharacterized. NCBI's taxonomy places the organism in Eukaryota, Fungi, Ascomycota, Sordariomycetes, Hypocreales, Nectriaceae. The record is from RefSeq and is a predicted model, not a curated record. The coding region runs from base 1 to 2910 and encodes 969 amino acids. The transcript is spliced from 3 exons. Gene Ontology annotation, molecular function: mRNA binding.